Solanum verrucosum is the source of this 396-nucleotide messenger RNA. RefSeq lists its product as uncharacterized. Bases 1 to 396 code for a protein of 131 amino acids. Gene Ontology annotation, molecular function: nucleic acid binding; zinc ion binding. Lineage: Eukaryota; Viridiplantae; Streptophyta; Magnoliopsida; Solanales; Solanaceae. The transcript has 2 exons. The record is from RefSeq and is a predicted model, not a curated record.
AUGCUAAUAGGUGACAUAGAUAUAACAAGGCUGAUGGUUUAUGUGCAGCAGGUUGAGGAAGAGAAACUGAGGGAUAGAGAGGAAUUUAGAAACAAGAAAGCUAAGACCUGGAGUGAGUCCGGGCAGCAAAGGAGUAAUGUGAACCGUUGUUUCAAGUUUGGACAGGAGGGUCACCUCAUGAAAGAGUGCCCUAAGAACCAGCAAAGUAAUGGGAAUCAGGGCAAUAUAGCCCAAUCUUCAUCAGUUGCUCCACCAAACAUGGUUGCACCUAGAGGAUCUACUUUCGGUACUGGCAGAGGAGCAAACCUCCUUUAUGCGAUUACUAGUCGUCAAGAGCAAGAAAAUUCUCCAGAUGUUGUCACUGGUAAGUCUUCACUCUUAAUGUUUAUGCUUUGA